This is a messenger RNA of Anguilla rostrata (American eel), 6213 nucleotides long. It is a transcript of the gene spinb, whose product is annotated as spindlin b. Gene Ontology annotation, biological process: gamete generation. The transcript has 4 exons. The coding region runs from base 1481 to 2251 and encodes 256 amino acids. Lineage: Eukaryota; Metazoa; Chordata; Actinopteri; Anguilliformes; Anguillidae. The record is from RefSeq and is a predicted model, not a curated record.
UUCUUUUUCACAUUUUUACACCUGCAGAUCUGUCUGACAGAUGCGCGUAGACAUUUUCAGGAAGUGACACGUUUCCUCCAACGGAGACGGCGAGCGUUUCGUCCUCAGAUCGUUCUCAAGUAGGAUCCAGACGAAUCGUUCACAAGGCGUCUCGUUAACGGACCGCGGCUUUCGUUUGCGUUUGGACUGCCUCCUGUUGUGAUUGAAGGCUGCGUGUAGUACUUUAUUCCUACAACAUAAUCUGAGGCUUGGUCACAUGACUCUUUUUCCCUCGUGAUGCCAUUGGCUGGUUGGAGGGCUGGUGGCUGAAUGGGGUAUUUAUUUAUCAUUCAUGUGGGUCUGUGAUUGCUGAACGGUUUCACACACACGUGUCAAACACCAGGUGCUGUGCCUCUGUAUCUUUGCCUUCCGUUUAUCUUUACAUUCUUUAAUCUGUCAACACCUCCAUUAAAUGCAUGUCUGGUGGGACUGCGUUUAAAUCGGUGUGUGUGUGUGUGUGUGUGUGUGUACAUGAGAUCAUAAAAGGAAUAUUGGUAAUUUCUUAUUAAGACCACAUAUUGCCUGCCAGUAUUCAGACAGGGUUGAUGUACAUGGUGCGGAUUUGACUGGUCAGGUCUGGCAGGGAUCUUGCAGUGCUCCAGAGCAGCAGUACGAGGGCGGAGCUCUUAUUGGAGGAUCUGAGCGAGAAGGUCCCCCACAGCCCUGCUCUCCACCGCGUGCAGUAAAUCCAACGGGACGGAUUCGCCCUUAACACCAGAGCGGAGGGAAAUAAACGUUGGCGGCAAGCGUGCCACCGCCGUUAAAACUGGGAGAGUGCUUUGUGCGGAGACUGAUGCUAAUCUGCACUGCGACAAGAAAAGGCUAACAGAGCUAACAGAGUUGCUGUGUGGCUGCGAGUGGCUGUUGUCUGAAUGGUAUCAACACGCUUUUUUAAAUUUUUAUUUCAAUGCAGCACUCCGGGAGAUUUAGUGAACUGGCCGAGGCGUUUGACAUUAAAUAUGUAUUUUAACGGCGUAGAAAGUCGUAAAAGUACUCCCUCAAAGGAAAAACAAACGAAUAGACGUUUUCAUGGGCCAGGUGGAAUGUGGUGAACAUUGAUGAGCACAGCCAGGGAUCUGGCUAAUCUUAUUCACAGUCCUUCUGCAGUCUUUUGAAUGUUUCAAAGGGCUUUGCAGUCGGAACACAUUUUUAAAUGUUCUGUUGUAAAGGAUCGUCAAAGCAACUGGCAGAGGUUCCCACGGUUCCAGGAAAUGUACAUUCCGGAAAUCCCCGGAAAGUGGUCAACUCCCCCACUGUAGUUAAAGAAGUCAUGGAAAAUCUCACUGAAUGUUCAUGCUUCAGAGCAAGCUAUUUUAAAGCUCCUCUUUCUCUCUAACUCGCGUGCUUAAUGUCUAACUUCCAGUGUCAGUGUGCUGAUAUUACUAAGGAAUGGGCUCGUUCUUUGAGUGGGUUGUAGAAUUCUGUAGAAGACACCGUACCAAUGGUUCUUGGCUACACUCGACCACUCACAAUCAACAUUGUAGGGACAAACUGUCCUGAAAGGAACAAACCGGGGACAGGCAGGAAGCAGCGGAGCAGCGUGGGUCCGGGGAAGCCGGUGGCGCAGCCGCGGCGGAACAUGGUGGGCUGCCGGAUCCAGCACAACUGGAAGGAGGGGGGCGGGCAGGCCACGCAGUGGAAGGGCACGGUGCUGGACCAGGUGCCCGUCAACCCCUCCCUCUACCUGAUCAAGUACGACGGCUUCGACUGCGUCUACGGCCUGGAGCUGCACAAGGACGAGCGCGUGCAGAACCUGGAGGUGCUGCCGGACCGAAUCGCCUCCUCGCGGAUCAGCGACGCCCACCUGGCGGACACCAUGAUCGGGAAGGCGGUGGAGCACAUGUUCGAGACGGAGGACGGGUCCAAGGACGAGUGGCGGGGCAUGGUGCUGGCGCGGGCCCCCAUCAUGAACACCUGGUUUUACAUCACGUACGAGAAGGACCCCGUUUUAUACAUGUACCAGCUCCUAGAUGACUACAAAGAGGGAGACCUGCGGAUAAUGCCUGAUUCAAACGACUCCCCCCCCGCGGAGAGAGAGCCGGGGGAGGUGGUGGACAGCCUGGUGGGCAAGCAGGUGGAGUACGCCAAAGAAGACGGCACCAAAAGGACUGGCAUGGUCAUCCAUCAGGUGGAGGCCAAGCCGUCGGUGUACUUCAUCAAGUUCGACGACGACUUCCACAUUUACGUGUACGACCUGGUCAAAACGUCCUAGGCCUUUCACCGGGAGAGGAGAGCGCCGUCGGGAGGCGAAUCCUACAGACUUUGCCAAAUCGUUUUUUGGACAUUCUUGCCCCCCUCCCCCCCACCCCACGCGACAGCUUGAAACAAGAUGGACGAUAUCUUCACGGGCUAUCGAGGAAGCCUGUCCCCCCCCCCUUCCCCCUAUGAAAAGGGAUCUUGUUUAUUUCCAGUUGAAGAGAGAGCUCUGCACAGCUUUAAAAUAUUGACCAGCUGUGUUUUCUGUUUCAGAGACCAAGUCUGGAAAAAAAUCGAUAUAUCGUUUUUGUUGCCAUGAAAAGAAAGGGUUUCUAUCUUUCUAUAAUAUGUUUACUUAAAUAGCGUAUGGGGCAUAGACACAUAUAUCCUUAAAAUACUUAAGAGAGUUUAACGCUUUAGUGCAGUUCUAAAAAAGAAAAGGUAUUCAAACACUUCUAAAGUUUUUUUUUUUUGGAAAUCUUAAUAUCCUUUUGAUCUGUACUACUUCUACACACUCUAAAAGUGAUCAACAGUCCAGUGUAAAACAUCUAGCUUUGAGGACUCCAGAUUUGUAAAAGGACUUAAUCCUGUGGCAAAUUUAAAAAAACAACUAAAAUAUUGUCUUUAUUGUUUCAAAUUUUACAAUGACAUGUAUAGAUUUGUAGUCUUCUUUAAUCUGAGUUGGAAUUAAAUAUUGUGGCACAUAACUAAAUUUUUUCUCUCGGAGAAACGUUUUAUUCCAGAAUGCAUUUUUUAUGUCUUUAUCCUCUCAUCUAAGUAUUGUUUUUCAAAUUAUCUUUACCUCACUGUAGUUCCUAACAGAGGUAAAGCUGUUCACCCUUUCUCAAAAUGCACUGCUCGCUUUUAGUCACAAAGUGACAAAGUAACAUUGAAUAGCUUAACGAGUGAAAUGAACAGUAUUUGAAAUUACAUUAAAAUAGCAACAAAUGGUUUUUCUGUAUUUUUCAACGUGAGUAUGCAACAGGGCAAAUUGUCGUUAUUUUUAAGGCCGUACCUAACAACAGUUUGGAAUCUUUGUCCCCACUACAGCUGCUUUUUAAUUUUGCCUAAUUCAGUUUAAGCCUUAAGGUGCACGCCUCCUUAAAACUAUGAAUGACAUCGGAACAGCAGAACAGAUCAUCGACGCAUUCCCUUCACACAAAAAAAAAAAAACCCACUGUCCAGAAUGGGUAACCAAAAAGGCCUCUAUGGGCGUUUCCAGUGCCGUUCACCGAGAACCCUAAACGCUGAGAACCCACAGCCAUAAGUCCUGUUCAUCCUGAUAGUGGACAGUGUUUCUGUGAGCCUCUGAAGGUUCAUAUUUUGUAUUUGUACACAAAUAGCAGUGAAAGCAAAAUAAUAGCCCCCGUUUUGGAGAAUAGGUCCUCUUUCAGUCUGACGUCAGUGUGCAUUGUCAUUAGUUUUUGCUUAAAAAAAGUUCAGUGAUGAACUCAGUGGGGUAGGCUAUAUUCAUAAAGCAGCUGGUACCUGGCAGCCUAAAGCUGUUUUUUUCCAUCGCCUUAUUAACCUUAAUGUCUGUUUUAGCAUGUAUGUGAUGGACACCAUCGUUAUGGAAACAGCACUGAUACAGUAGUAGUUGCUAGGCUGUCGAAAAUCAGUAUGUAAAUGAUGUAAUAUCUAUGCGAGCACUAACGAGGAUGUCCAGCUAACAGCCAGAGGGAGACUGGUCCUUCAUGUGAAGCACGGCAGGUGCUCUGUGAAGCAUCGGUGAGCUCUGAUAGCCACGCUAUGCGCUGGACUACAGAGGCAGCGCAGCCUGCUCUCCUGACAGUGCGCACGCGAUACAUAUCCAUUCUCCACCUCGGUCACCGCUGCGCUCGCGUUCUCGUCAUCGCAAAUGACCGGUCUUGACAAUCUGCGGUUUCCGUGACGUUACGCGGUUUUUCGGACGCCGCGGACAAUCGGCCCCCUCUAGCUGCUGAAAGCCCGAGACGGGACUGGCGUGAGAUUUUAGCGGUAGAGCUACGGAGGUGUCCUUUCGUGCACACUAAAUCGUCCAGUGCUAAUUCAGCUCUACCCCGGUUCAUAUUGAGACCGUAUGUACCAUGUAAAGAGUUGAUUUAACACUUUAACAUUUUGCUGUGUGGAUAUUUGAGAUUGCUUGCUGGAAAGGGGCUUUUUUAUGUCAAUACCAAAGCAGCCGGAUAGCAUUCGGCUUACACUUUCAUGCAUUUAUAAGUGAAACAGUUUCAGCGGCGUUUAGCAUCGCCAUGAACGUUAUGGAUCUACCCCAUUGUGUUCAGAGAGAACUGAAAAAGAAAAUGGAACAUCUGUGCAAAAUUUAUUUAAAAAAAUAUUUCAACAAUGCUUAGACUGAUUUCAUAAUCAAAAGGACAUUACACAUUCAGACUGAAUGGAGGCCUUCCUGUUCUUUAACAAGGAUGGAUAUUCAAGUGGCCAAAAAAAUGAAUAGUAUUGGCAGCUGACAAUGUAGUAUUGUUAAUAAUGUUGAUAUUGUUUAUAUUGUUACUGUGUAUUGCCAGUGCUUUUUUUUCUAUUCUCUCCAUAAAGCUGACCUCCCCCCAUUACGCUGCUGAUGAUGCUUGCUUUGUGUGCGAAAAGAACAGGAACCUGUUCAGAAAUACAGCUUAACUCACUCCUGUGUGCAAAAAAAAAAGAAAAGAAAAAAAACUUGCUGUUUAUUGCUUUCUUAUACUUACAGGACAGUCAUUCGCUUGGGGUUCAAGUUUCAGAGCGACAUGCACCUCUUGUUACCCCGGUAACUAAAUGCAAGGCCCUCGUUACAGGGUUCCAUUUUAUUCCAAACUGCCAAAGGGGCUUGUGUGGGUGCAAGGCCCAGUCCGGCAUGUGUGUGAGAUUUACUGUCCUUUUCACAUUUACCUACUGUAGUAUUGUACCGUGUUUGACGUCAGUUCCGCAUUGAACGUUAUUUAGAGAACAGACCAUUCUUUUUUGCAUGCGUAGAAAAGUUUGUUACUUAGUGUGAACUGCAUGUCUGAUUCUUCUUUUUUAUUUUUUAUUAAAAAAAAGGUCAUUUAUGUUACUUACAUAUGCUAUUUGUAAGUUUUGUUUUCGGUUAGGCCUAGAUUCAAACCAACUGCAAUGCACUUUGUCGAUAAAGUUUGAGUACCCAUGCCUAUAAGUUUUUUUUUGUUUGUCAUCUCCUACAUGUUUUUUUUUUUUUGGGUCUAUUUCACUUAUCCCAGAACUCGUUGCAGUAUUUUCUGUAAAUAUUGAAGGGGAGAGCUGUUGAGUAAUUUGAUACUUAGACAAAGUGCUUUGCGGCUUGAUUUAAUAGGGUCCUUAUUUUUAAACUUUUGAUCUGAGAGGAUCAAAUGCACUGGUAUUGCAAAGAGUGCCAAUGAACUGGAAAGUUACCAGUGUUGUACAGCAUUUGAGGGAUCAUAUCAUUUCCAAAAGAAUAUAAAUUCCUCUAAAACAGGCAGAUAAUUUCAAUGUAUCCUUAUGAGUGCCAUAAAGUAUAUACACAAGGAUAAAUGGCCUUUUGUGGCAGGGGAAAGGUGUGCGUGUGUGAAUGUGUAUUUCCGUAUGUGUGAGUGUGUGUAUUUCUGCAUGUGUGUGUGUGUGUUUCCGUAUGUGUGUCUGUGUGCGUGUGUUGUAAAAAAUAAAAAAAAUAUUGUGUACAUUUUAAGUUAAACACACUUCUUUUUUCAGAGGUAUAUAGUGAACAAAGUGAAGAGACUACACUAUGGUCCCUUUGAGAUGCUGUCACUUUCUAAUUUUAUUUUGUGUAAUACAGUGCAAUUUUCUGGCGAAGGGUACAUGUGGAGUUUAAAGGUCUUCAUGGUUUUUGCGUCUAGGUAAAUGGCUUAUAUUGGACAGCUUGUUCAUUUUGUUUUUGGAACAAUGUAGAUAGUUCGUUAUUUGCAUUUAGUAAAGUAUCAACACUUUAAAACAUGUUACUUAAUUCUGUAAGUAAUUUUUAUAAUUAUGUAAGUCUAUCAUAACAUUUAAAAAUAAAAAAUUAAUGUGAAA